Paramormyrops kingsleyae is the source of this 3448-nucleotide messenger RNA. Its product is annotated as actin-binding protein WASF3-like. Gene Ontology annotation, molecular function: Arp2/3 complex binding; protein kinase A regulatory subunit binding; actin binding. Gene Ontology annotation, cellular component: cytoskeleton; SCAR complex; lamellipodium. Lineage: Eukaryota; Metazoa; Chordata; Actinopteri; Osteoglossiformes; Mormyridae. The record is from RefSeq and is a predicted model, not a curated record. Gene Ontology annotation, biological process: actin cytoskeleton organization; positive regulation of Arp2/3 complex-mediated actin nucleation.
CCCAUGUGUGACCGGAGCGUACAUGCGUGUGCGGAUCUCCGCGCUCCGCCGGCCGGGUGGGUAGGUGGGCGCCGGGCGCGCAUGCGCGAUGGUCUCUGUGCUGCAGAUCGCUCCCUGAAAAGGCGACGCUGUCAGGGAAACACACAUGCAGAAAGAAGGGGUCCCACAUUUCUGGAGUGCCCUCCAUUCCUGCUAGCUGGUGAUGCAAAAAUCACUCCUCUGCGUAUCUCCGGCGCCGGAUUUCUCAUGUGUCGCUGUUGAAACCGAAAUCUGAAGAGCGAGAGAGGAGAAUUUUCAAAAUCAAUAUAGGACGAGAAAAAAAACGCCGACCACCAACAGGUGAGAGCGGAGAACAGAAGCAGCUAUGCCUCUGGUGAAGAGGAGCAUCGAGCCGCGGCACUUGUGCCGGGGCGCUCUGCCAGAGGGCGUAACCAGUGAACUUGAGUGUGUCACCAACAGCACGCUGGCAGCAAUCAUCAAGCAGCUCGGCAGCCUGAGCAGGCAUGCGGAAGACAUAUUUGGGGAGUUGUUCAAUGAAGCCAACAGCUUCUACAUGCGGAUGAACAGUCUGCAGGAAAGAGUGGAUCUCCUGGCUGUGAAAGUCACACAGCUGGACUCCACUGUGGAGGAAGUGUCUCUUCAGGACAUCAACAUGCGGAAGGCCUUCAAGAGCUCUACCAUUCAGGACCAGCAAGUGGUUUCCAGGACGUCCAUCCCGAACCCUGUCAUAGAGCGCUAUCAGGACUGCGACAAGCCCCCGCCCCUCAACAUCCUCACCCCAUACCGGGAUGACAAGAAGGAUGCCCUCAAGUUCUACACAGAUCCGUCUUACUUCUUUAAUCUGUGGAAGGAGAAGAUGCUGCAGGCAACUGAGGACAAGAGGAAGGAAAAGAGGAGGCAGAAGGUGAGGGAGCAGAAGCAAGUGGAGGACCCGAGUCGCGAGGUUAAGAAGGUGCGGAAGGCACGGAACCGGCGCCAGGAGUGGAACAUGAUGGCGUACGACAAGGAGCUCCGCCCGGAUACGCACUUCACGCCAUCGCCCUACCACGGGAUGUCCUCAGAGGGCUCCCUCUCGCCCGACAGCAGGUCCGUGGCCUCGGAUGUGGGUGACCGGUCCUACCCUGCCAGCCCCAACCAUCCUGCCCAGCAGGCCGGUGCCUCUGGCGCCCACUCAGUAACGGAGGGCAGAGAAAUGUUGACGGCCCCCUCCCAGACCCAGUCGCUGGACCGCCCCUUCCGGCCGGCUGGCACCGCCCCCAGCGGCAGGCAGAACUCCCUGGGCCGCGUGCAGCCCCCCCACGCUGCCCCGCCUGUCGACUCUGCCCUCAACGGCCCCCGCUCGCAAGCGGUCAAGGAUUACGGGAGCCAGCAGAUGCCCAUGCCCGAGUACUUCGUGCCCCCGGCCCCUCCCCCACCGCCGCCCCUCAUCCCGUCCGCCCAGACAGCCUUCGACAGCCCGGCGACGCCCCCCGCCUUGCCCCCCAGUGCGGUGGCUGCCAUGUCCCGACCCUACACCCCAUCCCCCCCUCCACCUCCCGCCUCCUACGUCCCAUCUCCUUCCCACCCACCCUCUGGCGGCCCACCCAUGGCCCCCCCACCCCCGCCACCGGGGCCCCCAACCCACGCCUUCUCUCCGGCCCGCGCCGUGGUCCCGCCUGCUGGUGAGCCAAUGCCCAGGAAGGGCCAGGUGCCGCUGAUCCCCAUGAGUGACGCCCGCAGCGACCUGCUGGCCGCCAUUCGCAGAGGCAUCCAGCUGCGGAAGGUGCAGGAACAGCGUGAGCAGGAAGCCAAGAAGGAGCCGGUGGGCAACGAUGUGGCCACCAUCCUGUCACGCCGCAUCGCCGUGGAGUACAGCGAGUCCGACGACGACUCGGAGCUGGACGAGAAUGAAUGGUCCGACUGAGGAAGACGAGCGGCCGCAGGGGGAGGAAGAGGCCGGGCCUGAGCUGCUCUCAAAUAGCCUCAUUAUCACUUACUCUGUUAACACCCUUAUAACUCAGAGGGGAGAAGGGGGGGGGGGUCCAGGCCGACACUCUCAAAGGCAUUUGUUUAUACACUCACACUAACAACACUGAUACAGUCUCAGGCACGAGGUGGAAUAGGCAGUAGCUGAGAUAUUAGGGAGCCCUCUAGUGGGGAUAUGAGGGCGAGCAAGAUCCAUUUAACACCAGACACCAUGUGCUGUUGAAGUGUAUAUUGUAUACAGUAUUUAUGGUUAAAACAUCUGGGUUCUGCCGGACCAGUCCAAGUCAGCUGCCAAAUAAAAGGCACAGAAUCCAUGAUCAUGUCCAAAAUUUAGGCAAUGUCCCCCCUCCUCCCGAGAGCCCCUCUACCCUCCUCAAAGAAGUUUUGUCCUAUUAAAGUGACCUCAUUCCGCAUCCCAAUGUCGAGCCAUUUUGAUAGCUCCCCAGUCGCGGUUUAAUUUACAGCUGCCUGUACAUACAAAUACAACGAUUCCGGGGGGAAAAAUCUGGAGAAGGCGUCGGCGAUGUCACGCCUGCACAUUUGUAAACCAGCCAAACAUCGACUGUACUGAAUUAGUCCGAAAACCUUCUGAGAUCGUCGCAAUGCUUAUGUAUAAAGCAUCCAGCUCGAACAAUCCUCACAUUCGCUCAUAUGAGAGCAGCAGGGAGAGCUGCCAGACGAGGACUAAGUACAUCUACGAUAAGAUUAAAUCUCUGUGUGUGCGUGUACAUGUGUGUCCAUCAGGAAACGAUUAGUUAAUAUAAUUAUUUAAUCAAUAUAAAGCACAAACUGUCUCGAAAGCGUUCUGCCUACGUACCAAACGAAAAGAGGAAGAGCCCCGCUACCCCGGUGUUGUGUAAUUGGGCAUGCGGUAUAUCCAUUCCCACCAAAAAAAAAGAAAUGCUUUUUAAGUGUGUGCUAGCGGAGCAUCGAUGCCCAGCAUGUUAAAACAUCGAUUUUAGGUUUAAUUAAAAAACAUGCGGUGGCUCUGUAAAGCUAGAAUUUCUGCAAUCACACAGCUAACAUUUAAUGUAAGUACACUGGUCACGAACCUAUAUGUAAAUAUGUACACAGGGCUGCCAUUUAACACUUCGGUGACUUUCGAUGCCCCGUUUUUCCCUUUAUUUCAGUACCGGCUAAGAUGUAUUUCUCUGUGCGUCUCGGACAGUGACGGUGAGGCUUAAGCCGGGCAGGGGUCUGAAUCUCCGUUUCGUCGUCGUUGUUUUAGUGCCGCCGGGAUGUGUGAGAACUGGGACAGUGCAACUUCCAACUUUACUACUGAAUUUACUCAUCAACAGCUGAGAUGUCUGUUUGGCCUGCAUUUAGUAAGUAUAUUUUGUGUUCUAAAUGAGACGUUGUAUAGAUUUUUGGUAAGACUGCUUGUAAAGUACCUUUAUCUGAAGAACAAACGUGUAUGUAUCCAUGGAGCAAAAUAUAGGUGAUUAUGCAUGUGCGGAAUACUAAUAAAACAUGGAAACACAAA